AUGACAGAUGGUGCUCAACAGUCAAAUGGAGGCAAAAAGUCUCCUCAGCAGUUAAGAGAUAUUGGCUCUGAGAUAUUGCUAGAGAUGAGCAAUAUAGUUUUGGAGUUGACCAUCAGAUUGGCCUUGUGUCAAUCUGUCACACUUUGGUCUAAAGUGUCUAAGAUGGUCAAUUUCAGAAAUGUCAACACAGUUACACAGACAGUUGUUGUUGUUGGUUGCAAAGUUGUUGCAAAGUUGGUUGCAAUGUUGUUGCAAAGUUGUUCAGUCAUUUGCGAAACAGAGUGCCCGCAAUCCUUGCGACCAGCAGCUUUCAAUGUCACUGUUUCCAUGGUAACAAGCACGAAUAAACCAGAAAAUCAAAAUUUACAACAAGAAGCUUGGCUGUUUCUGGAGCAAAAUUUUGAAAAUCUAGACAAAUUUUAG
Paramuricea clavata is the source of this 423-nucleotide messenger RNA. NCBI's taxonomy places the organism in Eukaryota, Metazoa, Cnidaria, Anthozoa, Malacalcyonacea, Plexauridae. The record is from the annotation of a GenBank genome assembly.